Sesamum indicum (sesame) is the source of this 2182-nucleotide messenger RNA. RefSeq lists its product as uncharacterized. Lineage: Eukaryota; Viridiplantae; Streptophyta; Magnoliopsida; Lamiales; Pedaliaceae. Gene Ontology annotation, molecular function: nucleosomal DNA binding; double-stranded DNA binding. Gene Ontology annotation, cellular component: nucleus; nucleolus; nucleosome. The record is from RefSeq and is a predicted model, not a curated record. Gene Ontology annotation, biological process: chromosome condensation; negative regulation of DNA recombination; nucleosome assembly.
UACAAUCUGUACGCUGUAGUCUGUACUACGAGUACUGGCCUGCUGCGGUUUUUCUUCCCAAAAAAAACUAAACCCAAAUUCUUCUCCCUUUCCUUCUCCAACAGUCUUUCCUCAAGAAAUGGACGGCCGCAGACAUCACCGCCGUUCGUCGACCCUUUACAAAGAAACCCUUCUUCAGAAUCCCACAAAUUCCCUCGACCAAACUACUCACAAGAGAGCAAUGGAAAAGUUUAGAGAAGUGGUUUUCAAACUCGCCGAAACUCACCCAAACGCGGCCUUAACUCCGGCCGCCAGAACCCUUCUCCAAGAUCGCUUUAACCAGUUUGCUUCUCAGUACAAAACCCCCGAUCACCCACCUUAUUCCGCGAUGAUAGAAAGGGCUCUGCAGGAGUUGAACGAUAGAAGGGGUUCGAGUGAGGACUCCAUAUCACAGUUUCUGGAAAAAGCUUACAAUAAUUUGCCAUGGGCAGACUCGGCAUUACUGAAACAUCAUCUGCAAAAGCUCUAUGAAUCUGGUGAUAUUGUCAUAACACGUGACAAAAAAUAUAUGCUUGCUGCACAAAAUCCAAGUCUGAAGUCGAGUACAAAAGUGAAGAGGAAGUCAUCGAGGAGGAAGUGGAGGUGGGACUGGGAGAGGCAGAGAAACUGGCAGCGUAAGAAGCAAUUGCUUAUGAAAAGAAAUCAACAGAAAGGUGAAAAAGUUGAAGUUGUAGAAAAGUGUGGCGAAUCUGACGAUAAAGAACAACAAUUAUUUGACCAUGGAGUACAUAAUGAAGAUGAGCAAGUCAAGGAUGAUCAGACUAGGAGACUGGUAUCUUGUUAUGAUGGAGAAAAUGGUGCUUGUGGCAAUCCCAGCUUUUUGCCCACUGAAGCAAAUGAAAAAUACUCAGUGGAGGCGAGGCCACAGCAGCAAGAAAUUGGCCCAUCUGAAGUUGUGGAAGCUGACAUUUGGGCUGCACAAACACAAGAGCAGGAUGAGAGGCCUGAACCUCCAACUCCUGAAAGGCCUCCUGGUUUUGAAUCGAUUGGAGUUGAGAAUUUACGUCGUACGAACUCAUCAGAUCUAGCAAUAGCAAGCGACAAAGAGUUCUUUGAAUCAGCUCGUACAUUGAGACAGAAGAGGCGUUGGAGUUUGAGAUCUCGAAAACCUAAAGCAGGGUCUAUUAUUUCUCUAGAACUAGUAACUUCCCUCGAUUCAGACGAACAUUCUAAUCCAGAAAGGCCUCAGAAUCUACGAAUAGAGAAAAUGCAUCAAGAAAAACAACAAUCAGAACUUGUAAAAGUAGAUGAUCUUGAAGUAACAGAGUCAGUCAAAGAUAGGAAGUUCAAGGGAAAACAGAAAUAUGGUCGGAGAAGAAAAACAAUGUCCAAGCAAUCAGAAAAUGCUACAGAUGCGUCCAAGAACUCAUAUCAACCUACAGAACUUUGGCCUGAGCAUCCUCUUGAGCCAUAUACAACAACAGAUUCAACCGUAUUUACUUCAAACCAAUCAGAACUUCAAUUUCUACGUGAACAAGAACCUAAAGGAUUGACCAGAAGACGCAGGAGUCUAAGAGCUCGCCCUGCCAAAUAUGAAGUCGCUCGAAAUGCAAACUUUUUGGACAUAUCUCGACCACAAGAUUGUCGUGAAGAUCGUCCAGAAAUGGUCUCUAGACAUCGGCCCAAAAAGAUGGACUACGGGUUGCUAGUCAGUGGUUCUAAGCAGAAGCUGGAGGAGGAGCACAGCAGAAAACGAGGACUUGGAAGAUCGGUCAAAUGUGAUUCUGCCAGGCCUCCGAAAGAUGAGACGAAGAGAGCUGACACUAAGGGAGUGCCGUUCAUUUCUACUGUUGUACUUGCUCUUGAACAAACAAAGCAUCGGCGUCCCGUUAAAUCUCCAAAGAUCCGAAGAUGUUGGAGACGUGCUAAGUCUGAUACUGGGUAAUACCAGAGCAAGGUGCCUGUAGGCUUCGGAAGAUGGAGUGGUCGAAUGAACAUAAACAAACGUGUGAGUUCAGUGUGAAAGGUGGGGAUGUCUCCAUUGAUUUCUUAAUUUAAUCACAUUUGUCUAUGAAACCUAUGCCCAAGUAACAUCAUUAUCUUGAAAACCAUGCAUUUUGGUAACAAUUUUUUCCUCCAUUGAUGAACAUUCUGUGCAUCACCCUUGCGGCUUAAUACAGAGGUCCUUUUCUUGUGGAGAUCA